Pyricularia pennisetigena is the source of this 4926-nucleotide messenger RNA. RefSeq lists its product as uncharacterized. Gene Ontology annotation, molecular function: zinc ion binding; DNA-binding transcription factor activity, RNA polymerase II-specific; DNA binding. NCBI's taxonomy places the organism in Eukaryota, Fungi, Ascomycota, Sordariomycetes, Magnaporthales, Pyriculariaceae. Bases 1 to 4926 code for a protein of 1641 amino acids. The record is from RefSeq and is a predicted model, not a curated record. Gene Ontology annotation, cellular component: nucleus. Gene Ontology annotation, biological process: DNA-templated transcription; regulation of DNA-templated transcription. The transcript is spliced from 6 exons.
AUGGCCACUUUCACUGCGCUUAAUGGUGGCUCGCCAAAGAUAUUGGACACCGUGAAUGGCGGUGUUGCCAGCGAGAUGAAGCGGUCCGGAUCCGAGGAGCUGUCACGAACCGAGGCUGUCGCGCCGACAUCCCAGCUAGAGCCCAUCAACAGCAAAGCAUCGAGACCGGCAGGCGACGUGAGCAAGUCCACGGCAGCAGCAGCAGAGACCGACAGGGAACGUGUGAAGCAAAAUGCAAUGGAAUUCGAUGAGCGGGAGCGGCAAAGGGAGAACCGGGCAGGUCCCGCCCCGACUGUCGAGCGGCCCCGUCACUCUUCGACCGGCUUUCCUGAUGUCGACAGCGGCGCACUGAAGCGCAAGAGAUCUAACUCACCAGACACUCGCUCAACCGUGGAACCUGCUCAUCGGGAAGCGUCCGAACCUAAGGAAGGGCAGGCGCAAUCUCGUCCCAUCUCACGUGAUCAAAGCAGCUUCAGUCCGCAAAAGAACCAUGCGACGCACACAGAUACCGGUCACGAGAGGAGGAAUGGGCAGGAGCAAAGCGUGAGGAAAUCUCUUUUUGGGCCGCCGGGAGCAAGGGACGAUUGGGGGCCAAACUAUGAGCAGGCCCAUUCUGCAAUCCCAAGCUCCGCCAUUAGCGAGGUGGACCCGAUGGGCGACAGUCUUGCCAGGGCCACGCAACGCAUAAGUAAUGACGAUGAGAGGGCUAGCCCUGAGGAUAUGGACGAUUCGCCCAUGACGCCUUACCCGAGCGGCUCGUACAAUGCCGAGCAGCAACGCGAUGGGCUAGUUCACUCGGAUCCCAAAAAGCGAAAGCGCAACUUUAGCAACCGGACCAAGACUGGCUGCCUUACCUGCAGGAAGCGCAAAAAGAAGUGUGACGAGGCUAAACCCGAAUGCAGCAACUGCAUCCGAGGCGGUUUCGUUUGCGCCGGAUACCCUCCGCAGCGCGGUACGUGGCCAAAGCCGGAGAGCAAGCCGACGACGGUCCAGAUCGAGAGCAAGGAUCCGACGUACAUCCCACCGGGAGCGUACGGCAUGCCCCAGUCUGGAUUUCCCCCAAUUGCUGCGCCGGCCAUUAUGCCUCCACAGAAACGCGAGCCUCUCCCCUCGUAUCGUGGCCAGCAGCUGCGGAUCGAGACGCCGCACCAGCGCCUUCUGUCCGAUGACGAGCGGGCCCCCGUCCCCUUGCCGAUGCCAGUUGUGACUAUGGCCUCUGAAGGCAAGUUGUCGGCAUUUCACAAUUCGACAGUCACAAACCUUCUCCCAACUCCCAUCAGCGCCCGCACACCGCAUGAACUUCUGAAUCCACACCCCGAUUAUCAGACACCAAAGAGAGUUCCACCAUUGCACGACCUUACUCGGACAGAUUCAGACCUGCAAAAGUCUGGGCAGAUCCCCAAGAUCAACGUGACCCAUGACAGGGUCCACAGGUCAUCGAGUCCUCCAAAGUCUGCAGCCACAGUUCAGGCUACAGCACAGAUGGCUCUCUCACAUACAUUCGCCGCGCCGAGUCGUCCAAAGCGGGAGAAGGAGGAGAUGGUCUCGGGCAACCCCUUCAAUCCUUAUGACAAGGAGCUUGUUCUGGAACGUGAGAGGUGUUUGACUGCUGUGUGGCGGUUUAACAACUCGACCAAUCCCACCACCGGGGUGUCACCAACGGAGAGAAGCCGCCUCUUUAAGGAGAUUCUCCAGCCGAGCGAACCGAUUCAGAUGACUGCAAGCAUGGUUUCGCCGGUCUCACAGACGGGCCAUAUCGGUAACGGUGUUGUGGUUGAGGCGCCGUUUCACUGCGAUUAUGGUUACAACAUCACUAUCAAGGAUAACGUCUUUAUCGGGAGAAACACAUCGAUCAGUGACUCCGCUGCGGUGAUAGUUGGGGACAAUACCUAUAUUGGACCCAGCGUCCAGAUUCAUACUGCAACGCUUUCGACGGACCCCCGUCGCCGGAACGGCGCACUUAGCCAGCAGACGGCCCAGCCAGUGACGAUCCAUGACAACGUCUUUAUUGGUGCAAACGUCACGAUUCUUCCCGGUGUCACCAUUGGAACUGGCAGCACCAUCGGGGCUGGGUCUGUUGUCACUAGGAGAAAAGAUUCCGAAGUAAUGACAACCUCAUCGACGCCGCUUUCCGACUACACCGCGGUCUUUCGCGCCAAGACCACAGACGGCGGCGCAGUCCAGACGACUCCAUCAGCGCCGGCGCUGGACCCUUCACGCCGCCGCAUCAGGAGGCGGAAUCGGCCGGCCUUGGCGUGCGAGCCCUGCCGGCUUCGCAAAAAGAAGUGCGAUAGGCAGCACCCGUGUCUGGGCUGCGUGGGCCGCGGGGACACGUGUUACUAUGCCGCGGCCCCGGUCUUGGGCGCGACGGGCGGCGGUGCCGUGACCGCAGGGAACAGGGGCGGAGGCUCGAUUUCUAAAGGACAUGGGGGCGCCGGCGCAGGCGGAUCCAGCAGAUACGAGGCGCAGGUCCGGCUGCAGAGGUUGGAGGAUAUGGUCAGCGAGUUGGUGGGCCGUACCCAGGCGGCAGGCAACAGCAGCAGCAGCAGCAGCGGCGAGACCCCCGAGACAGCGCAAAGCAGCAGCAGCGCGUCCGGUCCCUCGCCUGCCUCGUCGGCCUCGCCCGCGGCGGCCCGUGUCGGCGAGCUCCAACCGCAGAGCCUCUCGGGCGUCGUCGAAACGGCGCCUCGGGCGGGUGAGCACCUGGGAGGCAACCAGGAGGGUUCGACGGCGACGACCUUUAUCGGCGCCACGCACUGGUCCGCCUUCUUGCAGCAGAUUCGCGACCUCCAGGGCUACCUCGAGCACGAAAUGGCCGAUGACGUGGCGGCGGCGGCGGCGGCGCGAACAUCCCCAUCACCGUCGCCGAGGCCGCCGUCUUCGGGCGGCCGACUCGAACCCGACUUUUUGCUGGACAGCCGGGGCUCGCGCGUGUCGACCGACGAGAUCCUGGACGCGCUCCCGCCGCGGACCGAGUGCGACAAGCUGCUGGCGGCCUAUUUUUGCAACGACUUCCUGCGCGCGCCCCUGCUGCACUCGGUGCAGUUCCAGCGGACGUACGUCGCCUUCUGGGACCGGCCCGAGGUCGCGAGCGUACUCUGGGUCAGCAUGCUGUUCUCGGUCCUGUACAUGUCGUCGGGGGUCGAGCUGGCGCGGCGCGUGUCGAGGGACUGCGGCGAGGGCGCCGUCUACCCGCCCAGGGACAUGGAGACGUGGCCUGAGAUGGUCAAGAUCGGCGCCCUGCGCGACAUGGCGGCCCGGUGCCUCGUGUCGGGCGACUACCUCAAGGGGCCCGCGUACGCCGUAGAGGCUCUCGCCCUUUACAGCUUCAUGCGCCUCUACAGCAUCGACGGGGAGACGGAUCCCAUGCUGUGGGCCGGCGUCGGCACUGCCAUCAGGCUCGCGCAACAUCUGGGAUAUCACCGAGAUCCGCGGCACUUGUCUUCUACUGCGGUCAUCGGCAGCCGUGGUCAGGAACGUCCGGCAUUGUCUGCGUUUGCGGGAGAGAUGCGCAGGAGAACCUGGUACGUUCUCGAAGCCUUUGACUUCCUCCUCUCGUUCCGCCACGGCGUGCCCACCGUCAUACACGGAGACGACACCGACACCGAAAGCCCGACGAACCUGAUAGACACCGACUUUGACGAGCACACGACGGUGCUUCCGGCAGGACGGCCCAGCACUGACCCGACGCCCAUGUUGUACGUCUGCUACAAGUCCAAAUCGAUCCGGCUGGCCCGCCGCCUGGUGCGCCACACCAUCAGACAGCAGCCGCAGCAGCAGCAACAACAACAACAACAACAACAACAACAACAACAACAACAACAACAACAACAACAACAACAACAACAACAACAACAACAACAACAACAACAACAACAACAACAACAACAACAACAACAACAACAACAACAACAACAACAACACGGACGGCAAGACGCCGCCUCGUCGCCCUCGUACCAGCAGACCAUGGCGCUCGACGCCGAGCUGCGCGCCCACAAUGCUGACAUGCCCCCGAGCCUCCGGCUCGUCCUGCCCAUCUCGGAGCACGCGCCGCUGACCGACACGCCACCGCGCAUCAUCCACCGCGUCGCGGCAGACCUCAUGUACCACAAGUCCGUGUGCGUCCUGCACCGCGCCUACCUGACUUGCGGCGGCGAGGGGACAAGGGCGACGGAUCCGAGCGUCGAGUACUCGCGCACCACGUGCCGCGCCUCGGCCCUGCGCAUCCUAAAAGUCCAGGCCGAGAUCGAAAAGGAGAUGAGGCCCGGCGGCCGCCUGCACGGUGAGGAUUACCUGCUUGGCGGCAUCGUGAAGCACGACUUUCUGCUCGCCGCGACCAUCAUGUGUCUGGACCUGGUCGAGUCGUCGUCUACAAGCCUCGAUGACCAACUCGAGAAACUCGAGGUCCUGGAGACGUCAUACGGAUUCUGGCACAGCCGCCGGCACUCCUCCCGGGAUGCGGCGUACGCCGUCAAAGUCCUUGGUGCGAUCAUAGCAAAGGUGAAAAGGACCAACAAGGAGCUGGCGGGUUCCACGGAAGGACAGUGGCUACAGCUACAGCAGCCGCAGCAACAUGAUUCGCAGUGGCUGGCUGCUAUUACAUCGUCAGUGCCGCCUUCGGCGUCAUCUUCAGGACAAGCAGGGCUUGUAGCUGCCGCUCCGGACACGUUCGAGAAACAGGAUCCUAUGUAUGACCUGCCGUUGGACGAUGGCUUCCUGGCUGUAAAUGCUGAGGACCUAGAUUGGACUCGUUUCUUCUCGACCGCCAGUCAACGCUUGAUCCGCGUCAAGACUGGUCAUCUUUCGGUCCGCUGUGAGACCGGCAAACGCAUCAGCAAGAUCUCGUCCUUGGUCGCUGUGCAAAGUCCGAACUGGAGACAGUUUGUGAACAUGUCGUUUCAUAGGCAUUGCUCAAGGAUCUAUUGA